This is a messenger RNA of Penicillium manginii, 1020 nucleotides long. RefSeq names its product NAD(P)-dependent oxidoreductase. The coding region runs from base 1 to 1020 and encodes 339 amino acids. Gene Ontology annotation, molecular function: NADP binding; 3-hydroxyisobutyrate dehydrogenase activity; NAD binding. The record is from RefSeq and is a predicted model, not a curated record. NCBI's taxonomy places the organism in Eukaryota, Fungi, Ascomycota, Eurotiomycetes, Eurotiales, Aspergillaceae. Gene Ontology annotation, cellular component: mitochondrion. The transcript is spliced from 4 exons. Gene Ontology annotation, biological process: L-valine catabolic process.
AUGAAUAUCCGCUCCGCGUACGCAGUGCCUCGGACGGCUCGCAACCUCCGACGCUGGCCGCCUUCAAGCUCGGUAAGCUCGGUCCGAGCAUUCUCGACGACAUUGCACCGUGACGCAACAUGGGGAUUCGUGGGAUUGGGCCAGAUGGGCUAUAACAUGGCCAAAAACCUGCGUGCCAAGAUUCCUGCUUCUGAUACACUCAUCAUUCGCGAUGUGAACAAGGAUGCCAUGACUCGGUUUGUCGAGGAGUCGCAGGAGAUCGCGAGGAGUAGUGGAGCCGGUGCGGAGGUAGGGCAGGUGGAGGUUGCUGAAAAUGCGCGUGAAGUUGCGGAGAAGUCGCAUGUCACAGAAGUGUACAAUUCCAUCAUGAGACCCGGAAAUCUUCCGGCUCUUGAGCAGGAGCGUCUUUUCAUCGAUACAUCAACCAUUGAUCCUGUCACCUCGAAAGGAAUCGCCAAAGCAAUCCACACGACCCAGACUGGCCGCUUUGUCGAUGCCCCGGUUUCUGGAGGUGUAGUUGGUGCCAAAGCAGGCACAUUGUCCUUCAUGUUCGGUGCCUCUGCGGAGAAUGAAGAGUUCCUUCAGCGUGUUCGUGGCGUUCUCGCUCUGAUGGGAAAGAAGGCAUGGCACCUUGGUGAACCCGGGUCUGGAGUAUCUGGCAAACUCGCCAAUAACUAUAUGUUAGCCAUCAAUAACAUUGCCACAGCGGAAGCCAUGAAUCUGGGAAUUCGAUGGGGACUGGACCCUAAGGCACUUGCAGAGAUGAUCAAUUCUUCUACUGGCCGUUGCUGGCCCUCCGAGUCGUGGAUACGGCACCGGCCUCACGGGGCUACACGGGGGGGAUUCGGAGUCAGCCUAAUGAAUAAGGACUUACGAUUGGCACUCUCGGCCGCCGAGGAAUCGGGAACUCCAUUGGCUUUGGGUGGUCAAGCACGGGAAGUUUAUAACGCCGUUGAAGCUGUGCAUCGAGGCAAGGACUUUUCGGUUGUGUAUCAAUGGCUACAUGAUAAGUCCCACUGA